AAUCUCUUGUUAUCGAUCUUUUUUUACGUUUCAGUUUUUUUCUUUUUUCUUUCCCCAUUUACGUUCCUUCGACGAUUUUACAAACGUUCCUGACGUGCGUGUUUAUCGCGCAAAUUUAAUCGUCUGCAGUCUAACCUCUUCUGUCAGUGACAUCAAAAUAUGGAACAAACUUGUGUAGAAGAAGGAAGUAUGAAGCGAAAAGUUAAGGAUGUAUGUUUCAGGCCAGAAGAUUCUAGUCAUAUUGAAUGCAUUUAUCUGGACCACAGCACAGCUUACAAACUGCUGCUGUUUGCAAGAUUGUGUUCUGCAAUGUGGUGUCACAUAACAGAUUGUGAUGAAACAUACAACUAUUGGGAACCUAGUCAUUAUUUGCUCUACGGGACAGGCCAGCAGACGUGGGAGUACAGUCCUGAAUAUGCAUUACGCUCGUAUAUGUUUUUGUUGAUUCACAUUGUACCUAUGAAAUUUUGUUGCUAUUUGUUCGAUCUGAAUCCCAUGCUAAAUUUCUACUUUAUACGCUUCUUCCUGUCAAUGGGUGCUGCAUUGUCUCAAGUAUACUUUUACAAAUACGUUUGUCUUGAAUUUGGAAUUCACAUAGGUAGACUUACUUUAGCAUUUCUUGUUCUCAGUUCUGGAAUGUACAUCUCCAGUGCUGCAUUUUUACCCUCAUCCUUUUCAAUGAGCAUAAGUACUAUCGCUAUAGCGUCUUGGUAUGCUCGUCGUUACGAGUUAGCUAUUUUUACUACUGCUAUUUCUUCACUGUUGGGAUGGCCUUUCGCUGCCCUACUCGGAUUACCCAUUGCUGUUGAGAUGUUAAUACAUAAACGAGAGUGGAGCACCUUCAUAAAGUGGGUUGUUAUAUCGGCUAUUGUAAUUGGGAUACCAAUGGUAUGGGUAGAUUCUAUAUACUUUGGCAAACUCGUCAUCGCGCCGUUAAACAUCAUAUUGUACAAUGUUUUCACUAGCCACGGACCUAAUCUUUACGGCACCGAACCGUUCAGUUACUAUAUCAUUAACGGCUUCCUGAAUUUCAACUUUGUCUUUAUCGGCGCGUUACUCGCACCUUUAGGUUUGCUUCUAGUGUGGUUGAUUGUGCCGACACGUAAAUCGGCACCGGUGAGAGACCGUUCGUUUCUUUCGUACUGGUACUCGUUGGCGCCUUUGUAUUUAUGGUUACUCGUGUUUUUUCUCCAACCGCAUAAAGAGGAACGGUUCUUAUUUCCAGUUUAUCCGAUGAUUUGUCUAGCAGGCGCUAUAGCGGUGGAUAUCGUGCAGAAGUUGUAUUUUUACAUUAGAACGAAAGUCAAUCCUUGGCACAUCGGUUGUCAUUACUUGCAGUACACCGCGCACAUUACCGGUCUGGCGAUAAUAGUAUGCGGCCUAUUGGGGCUGUCGAGAUCGUUGGCGUUAUACAAAGGUUAUUACGCUCCUAUGGAAGUUAUGAUUGAAGUUAACAAGCUCAAAAUAGAAAACGAAGCGUCUAACAACAUUGAUAUAAACUUCUGCGUCGGAAAAGAAUGGCAUCGUUUUCCCAGUAGCUUUUUCUUUCCGACUAACAAUUGGAAGCUACGGUACUUAAGUUCCGAGUUCAAAGGACAAUUGCCUCAACCUUUCUUGGAGCAUGAAAACGCAACCAAUGUGAUCCAACCGCAUUUUAACGAUAUGAAUCGAGAGGAACCAUCACGCUACUUUGAUUUGGAAAAGUGUCAUUUUCUGUUAGAUCUGGAUAUAGGAACUGAAACAGCUUUAGAACCGAAUUACUCUCGCUUAAGCGAUCGGUUUACUGUUAUAAGGUCUUUCAAAUUUCUCGAUGUGUCCAAAUCCCAUUCGUUUUUCCGAGCUUUCUACAUUCCACUUUUAUCGCACAAGUUUUGUACAUACGGAUCAUAUAACUUAUUACAAAGCAAUAAGUUCAAGUCUGUGCUUCUGUCCUCGGGAGGAGAGAGGCAAACAAAUUCUAAACUUUAUUAAAAAAAAAACAGACCUCGAAUAACUUAAACUUAUCUACGCAUUUCUCUGAUGCUGUAUCAUAACUGAAUUCUGUUAUUGUGUAAAGUAUACAUUUAAUAUUAUAUAUAUAAUUUGUUAAAAAAAUCUCAAAAGAUCUCAUGUGAAUCUUUUUACGUUACAAAUAACAAGAUAUACUACCGAGAAUGUAAAUACUUUGGAAUGUAAAUAUAAUAAAUC
Messenger RNA from Pseudomyrmex gracilis, 2187 nucleotides. RefSeq names its product alpha-1,2-mannosyltransferase ALG9 (gene Alg9). Gene Ontology annotation, molecular function: alpha-1,2-mannosyltransferase activity. The transcript has 12 exons. Gene Ontology annotation, biological process: protein N-linked glycosylation. Gene Ontology annotation, cellular component: endoplasmic reticulum membrane. The record is from RefSeq and is a predicted model, not a curated record. The coding region runs from base 160 to 1971 and encodes 603 amino acids. NCBI's taxonomy places the organism in Eukaryota, Metazoa, Arthropoda, Insecta, Hymenoptera, Formicidae.